UGCUUCACUCAGCUCCAACAUGACAAAAAUCUCCAGCCCUACAGAGACUGAGCAGUGCAUCGAGUCCCUGAUUGCUGUUUUCCAGAAGUAUGCUGGAAAUGAUGGUUACAACUACACUCUCUCCAAGAGGGAGUUCCUGAGCUUCAUGAAUACAGAACUGGCUGCCUUCACAAAGAACCAGAAGGACCCCAGUGUCCUUGACCGCAUGAUGAAGAGACUGGAUACCAACAGUGAUGGGCAGCUGGAUUUCUCAGAAUUCCUGAAUCUGAUUGGUGGCCUGGCUAUGGCUUGCCAUGAAUCCUUCCUCAAGGCUGUCCCUUCCCAGAAGCGGACCUGAGGACCCCUUAGGCCUGGCCUUCAAACCCACCCCAUUUGCUUCCAGCCUUUCUGUCAUCAUCUCCACAGUCCACACAUUACCCUUGAGCCCAGCACACCAGCCACCUCAUGCAGGCCCACCUGCAGAUAGCAAUAAAGCAAUGUCACUUUUUUAAAACAUAAAAAAAUAAAUAAAAUAAAAUAAUAAUAAUAAAAGUAAAA
This is a messenger RNA of Callithrix jacchus (white-tufted-ear marmoset), 537 nucleotides long. The record is from RefSeq and is a predicted model, not a curated record. NCBI's taxonomy places the organism in Eukaryota, Metazoa, Chordata, Mammalia, Primates, Cebidae.